AUGCAUUCACCAACACAAGAAAACCAAACCGCUACACAAACCGUCAUGAGUGCCGUCGCCGACCCCAAUGUGUGGGGCCAUGCCUUUUAUGGCGAGGCAAUGGCGUGCGCAGCUUCGGCGGCGGCAUGUACCGGCCAUAAACAACCGCUGGUUCGGGGAAUACCAGAUCAAGUUUGUUCCUGGCCCGUACCAGCUGUAAUGGCCGGUACCAACACUCGGCAUGUUGGUCGGCAUGCUAACCAACCAACAUGCCAUGUAAAUAAGCAAGUGUAA
Messenger RNA from Adineta steineri, 273 nucleotides. NCBI's taxonomy places the organism in Eukaryota, Metazoa, Rotifera, Eurotatoria, Adinetida, Adinetidae. The record is from the annotation of a GenBank genome assembly.